Sapajus apella (tufted capuchin) is the source of this 4922-nucleotide messenger RNA. RefSeq names its product VPS37C subunit of ESCRT-I (gene VPS37C). The coding region runs from base 2292 to 3365 and encodes 357 amino acids. The record is from RefSeq and is a predicted model, not a curated record. The transcript is spliced from 6 exons. NCBI's taxonomy places the organism in Eukaryota, Metazoa, Chordata, Mammalia, Primates, Cebidae. Gene Ontology annotation, cellular component: ESCRT I complex. Gene Ontology annotation, biological process: ubiquitin-dependent protein catabolic process via the multivesicular body sorting pathway; protein targeting to membrane; protein targeting to vacuole.
GAUCCGGCUGCCUUGGCCUCCCAAAGUGCUGGGAUUACAGGCAUGAAGUUUGAUUCUUUAAAGGCUUGUUAGGUGGGAUCAGAACAGCCUUAGGCCCGGGCCUGAUUUUUCCUCACCAUGGAGGCAAUAUUGUCUUUAGUACUUUACCGAUGUCCCGUGAAUGAUGAGGUUUUUCCACUGUGGCUGGUGGGCAUGCAGACUGUUUCUGUUUCAAUUCGAGGUCCGAGGAUGGUUGCCUUGGACUGGUACAGAUCGGUACUAGCUGAGAACUGGUGGGGGACCCUCUGCAGGUUUCUGGGGUUCUCCGUGUGGCCCUUCUCUCUCUGGUACUCUGCUCUGUGAGCUCCGGCUACGCCGGCCUCCCUGCAGUUUGAAUUCCUCUUCUCCACUCCCUGUACGUUGGGCCUGGAGUCCCUCGAGGAGUCACUUGGAGCAGCUGUAGUACUCACUGUCAGGGAUCAUUAUUCUCUGCUGUCUGAUGUCCGGUGUUUACAAACUAUCGUUCUGUGUGUUUUGUUGGCUUUGUCUGGCUUUUUAGUUUUUCUGAGGCAGGAGAGUGAAUCUGUUGUCUCUUCCUCCACGUUAGCCGAAAGCAGAAGUCCCCGUCCGGUCAGCAUUCCUUGGAUACCUGGUGUCUUAGUCCGUUUUUUCAUACUGCUAUAAUAAAAAGAACUGCCCAAGACUGGAUAACUAAUAAGGAAAAGCGGUUUAAUUGACUCACACUUCCACACGCUUGGGAGGCUUCAGGAAAGUUACAGCGUGGAAGGUGAAAUGGGCACAUCUUACAUGGCGGCAGGUGAGAGAGCGUCUGUAGGAGAAACUGUCAAACGCUUAUAAAACCACAUAUCUCAUGAGACCUCAUUCACUAUCACCAGAGCAGGACGGGGGAAGCCGCCCCUGUGAUCCAGUCACCUCAUACCAGGUCCCUCCCUCCACUUGUGGGGAUUACAGGGAUUACAAUUCAAGAUGAGAUUCAGGCGAGGACACAGAGUCACACCUUAUCACCUUGUAUGUGGCCAGUGUUGACCUAGGCACUGGGAUGCAGAAACAAACACGACAUGACAUGAGCUGUGCUCUUGGGGAGCUCACAGUCUUGCUGGAGAAACAUGCUCCUUCCUAAACAAAAUGCUGCUUGCUGUGUACAGGGAAGGCAGGAUGAACUCUCUGGGAGGAAGGAGCAAGGAAAGCGUUAGAGAGUUGCUGACUUUCGAGGGAUGGAGCAGGCAUUUUCUAGAUGGGAAAGUGUAGGAAAGAGUAUUCCAGGCAGAGUGGAGAGUAAGAGCAAAGCAGGGCGGUCUGUGCUGUGCGCUCCUUAUAGGCCAGGGUCCCUGUCGUAUUGAUCUUGAGAUCAACAUAUGUUAAGUGACUGGAAGUGUGGUUUUUGUUCUGGGGCAGGUAGGUAGAACAGAAAGAGUUGGGAUGGAGUGAGCUACCUGUGGAGAAAUAGAGGCUCGGGGUCAGCUGAUACAGGGCAUUGUAUACCAAGCCAAGGAGCCUGAGACUUUGAACAUAAUACUGAAGUGCUGGGGAGCCAUGGGAGGGCCGUGGGAGCUCUGACUGCUCUCUCGAGGUUACUGGGGUGUGCAGAAAAGAGGGCUGGAGAGGGCCGGGCUGGCGCAGGGCAGACAUUCUGUGCAAGGAUGAAAGUGAGCCCAGAGCUCAGUGCCAUCAUGGAUCCGGCAUUGCCACCCUCUGAUAACGGCCUUCAUGGAUUCCUGCCUGAGUCAAGAAUAGAUUUGAGGAGGGCCUGGCUUGGUUUCUCUUUUUCUGUGACCAUCUUGAUGAUGAUUCCUCUGGACCCGGAAGUUCUGGGUCAGGCUUGUCACUGGCAGGAGUAGGGGCUGUAGCUGCCUCACCUUAUGUCAGCCUAGGAUGGCCAAACCUUGGUGAGAACCCCGGUCUCAUCAUCUUGGGCUUUGAACAGACACAGCUCGUGUGAUCGGUGCACACUCCUGGAUGUUCGUCUUGAGUGUGUCUUUGCCUUGACCUCCCUCUUGAUCCCUUCUUAAGGGACCAGUUGGAUCCGAUUGCUCAGCUUGCUCUGUGCAGAUUAGAAGUAGGCUGGGGGAGGAGGGUCAGCUGCAGAUUGAAAUCGUUUCCGAGUCAUCUGAACAGUAGGGACAAAGGAGAUACAAGUGGAAUUUGGCGUGAAGUCAGUAUGUGUUUCUUUUCAAAUUGUUGAUUCAGCCAUUGGAGUUAUGUUUCUGUGUUGACGGAUGCCAUCCCUGGAGGAAUCUUAAAUUCUGUGUCCUCAGAGUCCACACAGGAAGUGCAGAGUUGCAGAGGCGAGGAUGGAGACACUGAAGGAUAAGACUCUGCAGGAGCUGGAGGAGUUGCAGAAUGACUCGGAGGCGAUUGACCGGCUGGCCCUGGAGUCCCCUGAGGUCCAGGACCUGCAGCUGGAACGGGAGAUGGCACUGGCCACCAACCGGAGCCUGGCCGAGCAGAACCUGGAGUUCCAGGGACCCCUGGAGAUCAGCCGUUCAAACCUCUCGGAUAAAUACCAGGAGCUCCGGAAGCUCGUGGAGCGGUGCCAGGAGCAGAAGGCAAAGUUGGAGAAAUUUUCUUCAGCACUGCAGCCAGGGACUUUGUUAGACCUUCUGCAGGUGGAAGGCAUGAAGAUUGAAGAAGAGUCCGAGGCCAUGGCUGAGAAGUUCCUGGAGGGCGAGGUGCCCCUGGAAACGUUCCUGGAGAAUUUUUCCUCCAUGAGGAUGUUGUCCCACCUGCGCCGGGUUCGUGUGGAAAAGCUCCAGGAAGUGGUGAGGAAGCCCAGGGCUUCCCAGGAGCUGGCCGGCGAUGCCCCUCCACCCCGCCCGCCGCCACCACCGCCGCGCCCAGUACCCCAGGCAACACCCCCUGUGGUUGAAGAGCAGCCGCAGCCGCCACCAUCGGCCAUGCCUCCCUACCCUCUGCCCUACAGCCCGUCCCCUAGCCUGCCUGUGGGCCCCACUGCCCAUGGAGCCCUCCCCCCCGCCCCUUUCCCGGUGGUGUCCCAGCCCUCCUUCUACAGUGGGCCUCUGGGCCCCACUUACCCGGCAGCCCAGCCUGGACCCAGGGCUGCUGCGGGUUACUCCUGGUCCCCACAGAGGAGCACACCGCCCCGGCUGGGCUAUCCUGGGACCCCGACUGGUGCCUCUGGGCCAGGGUACCCCGUGGCGGGAGGCAGGGUCCCCAGUCCUGGUUAUCCUCAACAGUCCCCAUACCCUGAAGCAGGAGGAAAACCUCCCUACCCAAUACAGCCCCAGCUCCCUGGCUUCCCAGGCCAGCCCCAGCCCUCCAUGCCUCCGCAGCCCCCUUAUCCCCCUGGGCCUGCUCCUCCCUAUGGGUUUCCACAGCCCCAGGGGCCUGCCUGGCCUGGCUAUUAGACACACUCCUGGCCCUCGGCCCCUCCCUAGUCCCACCCACGCUCAACCUUUGGCCCAGCCAUUGCCGAGAUUCGAGGGUCCACUGGACAUGGCAUUGGUGCUCCCUGUGGACUUGCGUUGGUACACAGAGGCCUUGGAGGGACCAGGCCCUGGGCUAUGUGACUGGUCACAGCACUUGCUGGCUUUUUGGCUGGAGGUCCUCCUGGGAGCCCCUCCUUUCAGUGCCUGGCUGCAAGUGCUAGCCAGGCGGGAGCCCAGCACCUCUCAAGUGUCUGUGAGUGAGUGCGUGCACGUAGUUAUGAGCAUCUGUUUGUGGCCGCACUCAGGGCCAUCUGAACCCAGUGCCAGAGGUAUCUCGAGGAGGAGGCCCUGGGUCUCCAGUCCCCUCUGUCUCUCCUGGGGUUUGGCGUAUUGGUUGUGGAGCCUCAUGCUGAGGGGUGCAGCUGUUGGCAUCUGUCCAGUUCAUUGAAGGCUGGCCUUCCCACGCACUGCGGCCGGGAUUGGAUUGGAGGGAGAGAACAGAGCUGGGAAAAACAACAGGUUUGAGUCCUAUAAAGCCAUAAUUUCACUCUGGUAGCUGAUGUCAGACAAGCUUGUCCUGUGUCCUGUUUCAUUGGGGCAGCACCAGUGCAGCAUGAGGGCUGGGGGUUGUGAAGGUUGCCCCCGGACCUGGCUUGCCCUGGUUGGAGAAGCCAGGGCGCUGCCUUGGGCCCUCUGGCCGGAGGGAAGGGGGCAGCUCUAGGCCUGGAGAUUGUGGUCACAUGGGGGCUUGUUUAGGAGUGGAGGGCCAGGUCACCUCCCCAGCCACCCUUCUCUCCUCUGGGGCCCUCCACUUCAGGGUGACUUUGCCCGAGGCCCACACAUCCAUCCUCUCCUUUAGUGCCUUGAUUCUCAUUCACAAGCAGCCCUUCCCUUCACCUCCCCUCCCCUCGCUCCUUUGAUGGAAUCCUCCCACCCCCAGUGUCCAUCCUAAGACAGACGUCAAAAGAGGCCCUAACCUAACUUCCCAAAUGGUGCUUUUAAAAAACACCAUCACUACAUUAGGGGCAGUUGCUUUGCACCUCCCUGUCUUCAGAAUGUAAAGGGCGGGGAUUAUGACUCUGUUUAAUACACAGCCCCCUGCCCUGUGUGGUUUUGGGCAGGUUCAGUAAUAAGAAUGAAGACAGUAGACAAAGGGGGUGUGCUGAGUGUUAACUUCGUUGUUCCAGAGGUAAACCAGGUCUCAGGGAAGGGCCUGGAGCUGCUAUUGCUUAGGAAGUUGUACGUGCCUUGAAAUGUCCACUACCUGAGAACCCAGCAUCUGGUGGGCCUGGGGCUCCUGGGGCCAAGGAGGGCUCUUGACCUUCUGGUGCCUGCCCCUCCCCGGCCUGCCUCGUGCCAUCUGCGUGACGCUAUGUCAGCGCUGCCGGUUCCUUACCAAAUGUGCUUGCUUCUCCUAAGUUAUUUAUAAAGAGAAAUCACUAAUGGACUCUACUGGUUUGAGUGCUUCUGAGCUGGACGACGGAUCGCCUGUAUGUUUGUGUAAUUAAUUGCCGUAAUAAACUUCAAUGAGUCACA